Molecule: messenger RNA, 6914 nt
Organism: Lytechinus variegatus (green sea urchin)
Lineage: Eukaryota; Metazoa; Echinodermata; Echinoidea; Temnopleuroida; Toxopneustidae
Product: proteasome adapter and scaffold protein ECM29-like
Exons: 48
Coding region: 62-5857 (1931 amino acids)
Biological process (GO): proteasome assembly
Cellular component (GO): nucleus; cytoplasm
Molecular function (GO): molecular adaptor activity
Source: RefSeq, a predicted model, not a curated record
GCUAAAAAGGCGUAUAUCAUCUGCUAAUUUCCGUCUUACUGCAAGUCACGUUUGUGUAUGAAUGAUGGCUGCGCAAGACGAAUUGGAACUACUCGAUAGAGUAUUCCUACGGAUUGGGUCCGCUGAGAGUGAUGAACAGCUGGAGAAUGUUGUCUGCCGCUUUCUUCCCCCUGUGCUUCUUAAGCUCUCCAGCAGCCAAGAAGGAGUCAGGAAGAAGGUCUUGGAAUUGCUGGUUCAUGUAAAUAAACGGUUAAAAAGUAGGCCACAGGUUCAAAUCCCUGUUGAAUCUUUGCUGUUGCAAUACCAGGACCCAUCUAGUAUUACAUUUGUAACUAACUUCACCAUCUUGUACUUAAAAAUGGGUUUCCCGAGGCUUGAGAUUUCAAAACAGGCAGAGCUAGCUCAUUCUCUCAUCAAGUGUUUAGAAGGGAAACCCCCUUUACAACAAGACAGUAUCCUUCAGAUGUUGGUACCUACGCUCCCGCAUCUCAAGCUUCCUGAUGAUCCUACCAAGAGAAGAGCCAUCUUUGGUCUGAGUGAGAAAGUCGAAACCAUUCACCUACUAACAACAUUUCUCAUGGAUUAUCUACUCCUACCUUACACUUUCAGUGAAGAGAGACCCAACACAGCACCAGCUAGUGGUCAAGCCAGUGCGGCCACACCCAACCGACCAAGCUCCGCCUCCCAGCAGCCGACCUACCAGACCCCGCCUGGUCUAAGCCCCAAUGCCCUCAAGAGGUUGAUAGGGGAACAUGGGUUGCCUGAUGCUAAUACCAUUGAGGAGUGCAAAGUUGGCAUCGUUCGUUUUCUAAGUGCUGAUGUGUUGAGUGAAACAGAUGUUGUUUGCCAUCUCAUAGUAGCAAGUUCUGACACCAGAUAUAGUGUGGCAACAGCAGCUGAUGUCUUUCUAAAGAAAAUUCAUAGUGGAAUCGAUUGGAAUGACAUGACCAUUGUAAGAAGACUAUACACCCUGUUUCAAGGCAGUGUAGCAGUCAAAGGACAGCCUACACCAAAGCAAGAAGACAAGCGAUCUCCUGUUGGCACCAGAACCAGAUUAAAACUCUUCCCAUAUCUCCUGAGAUCAAGACUAGCUGCAGACCAGUUUCCAGCAUGUGUUCAGGUGAUCUUUGACUGCUUGUAUGGUGCAAACUCCAACAACAAGCUGAAAUCCAUGGCUGUUCAGUUUGUCCACCAUCUCUGUGCAGCUUGCAGUGAUGCCCGUAUGCAACCAAUGGGACCUAUCCUACUAUCAGGGAUGGUCAAACUCAUCGCUGAAGCCAAAGAUAAUGUGAAACUUAGGAGCCUUGCUUAUGUUGCUGUUGGAAGGUUAUCAAAGAGACUACCACAGCUAUUCACCAAAGAUAUGGGACUUCUACAACAAUUCUUUGAUGCUGUAUGUAAGGAAGAAGAUGAUACCCGCUUACAUGUACAGGAGGCACUGACCCUGAUGGCUGUGGCUUACAAAGGUAUCCAGGAACCCCUUAUUCAGAUCAUGGAAGUUCUCAUUAUGGCCAACAUUGAAAAGUCUGAACCUCAAGCCAGAAAGACGGCUGUCCACUACGCAGCAACUGUGUUUCCUAACCAUCAUGUAGCAUCAAGAUAUGCCUUACUCCUUGCUACAGGAGACAGCAAAGAGGAUAUUCAUCAAGAAGCAGUAAGAGCACUAAAGCUUAGAAGGCAGUUUGAGGACUAUGAGAGGGUAGAAGGAGAAGCCUCAGAUACCAGACCUGUACCAACAUUCGCAGAGAUGGUGCCUUACAUCAGUGAAAAGGCUAGUCAGAGAGUCAAGAGUUCAUCUAGAUACGUCACUGGUACAACACAUCUAGCCUUUCGUCCAGAGACUUUCAAACACGUAAUCUUUUAUCUUCGAUCUUGCUUGCUCCACGACGCCGGCACCGACCUCCCCCCUGAGGUACGAGAACCCCUCCCGCUCGAGAACAAAGCCCCCAUGGUCAGUCGCUACCUCCAGCAAACCCUCACCAACCCCACCCCACAGGCAUCCAGGAGCAAGGGAAACUCAUCGAGCACAGAACGUAACCCCGCCCUCUCGUACAUGGCUCUGAUUGGUCAGCUGCUCAAUGGGGCGGGGAGUCCCGAUGUCAUGUACUGCUUGCUUGAGCUGGUUGCCAUGGCACCAAACAAACUUGCAGGGCAUUACAUCAACAAGCUUGAUUGGAUCAAGAACUUUGUAUUUGGUUUAUCUGAGCCGAUGAGGGAAUGGGCCGCUCAACUGUAUGCCGUUGUGGCAUGUAUGACUAAUACUGAGAAACUCAAUGCCAUUCUGAUCGGACUCAUCAAGUCAGCUAAAGACCAGUCUGUAGAGGGACAGCAUGGAUCAAUGCUUGCACUCGGAUACACCAUUGGACGCUACCUCCACAAAACCAAGAAGGCUUCCCAAGACUUGGUCGUUGAAGACAUGGAGGUCGAUAAGACGUCUUCCCAAGAUGCACUUCAGUCUACAAUCACCAAGGCAACCAAUCUUUUGGUCUCUUAUGUCGAUGAUAGCAAUAUGCUAUUUAGCCAUGGAGCCUGCCUCGCCCUAGGUGAGAUAGCCCGUAAUGGACCCCUUCCCAUCCCUCAUGGUGAACUCUCCCAGACAGAAGAUGGUAGGGGGGAAGAGACCAAAAAUAGCAAGAGGGGGAAGUCUUCAGGCGGAGGGACAACAGAAGCAACUAAAGCCACCCUGGUCAAGAAGCUGAUUGCGAAAUUGGAUUCCAUUAAAUUCUCUCAGAAGCUAAAAGAGCAAGCCUGCAUUACCCUUGGAUACCUCCCAGUUGGUGAUCCUAACUUCAAGUUUACUCAAGCUGUUCUAGAAGGCCUCAUCAAAUCUGCAAAUAGCAAUAACAACAAACAGAUGGAAAUCCACUUCAGCGUCGGUGAUGCCAUCUCACAGGCGUCGUUGGGUGCCCUCUCAAGGUCAAGCCGUGAUGUAUGGAUGGAAGAAGAAGGUGAAUUAGCCCCAAUCAAAUCACUGAAGAAGGGCCAGACAGACUGGGUGGAAUGGACCCUUAAUAGGAUACUGAACGAAGAGAUCACAAGCCAGAACCAUCAUAAGAGACAGGCUUCAUGUUUCUGGUUGCUGUCGGUAGCCAAGAAGUGCGGUAGUCACCCGUCCUUGCAGAAGCGUCUGGUAGCUGUUCAGGCAGCUUUCAUCGAUAUGCUUUCUGAAAAUAGUGCGUUUACCCAGGAUGUAGCAUCCAAAGGUCUGAGUGUCGUCUAUGAGCAAAGCAGCGAGGAGGAGAAGAAGGCCAUGGUCAAUACACUAGUGGAUACACUAGCUACUGGGAAAAGAUCCACCAAGAAGAAUGUGACGGCAGACACAAAGGUGUUUGAAGAGGGCACCCUUGGCGCUAAUCCUGAAGGAGGAGGUUUGUCCACGUAUCGAGAGUUAUGUUCCUUGGCAUCAGAUCUCAAUCAACCGGAUCUCAUCUACAAGUUCAUGCAUCUAGCCAAUCACAACGCUAUGUGGACAUCUAGGAAGGGGGCAGCCUUUGGUUUUGGCACCAUCGCAGCACAGGCUGGGGAGCAGUUGAAGCCGUACCUUCCUCAAAUUGUUCCUAAGCUCUUCCGUUACCUCUACGACCCCAACGGUUCAGUCAGGGCAGCUAUGACAGGUAUCUGGGCUAACGUCCUCAAGGAUAACAAAACGGUGAUGGACACAUACUUGAAAGAGAUAAUUGAUGAUCUCUUAACCAAUAUCACAAGCAGUAUGUGGAGGAAUAGAGAAUCUAGCUGUUUAGCUCUGAGUGAUCUCCUGAGAGGAAGGAAUGUGGAUGACAUCGUUGAGUCUCUGCCAGAGCUCUGGGAGAAAUGCUUCUUGGUUCUUGAUGACAUCAAGGAAUCUGUUAGGAAAGCAGCAGAAGCAGCAUGUAGAUCUCUCAGUAAGGUGUGUGUUAAGAUGUGUGAUAUCAACUACGGUAAAAUAGGUCAACAAGCAAUAUCUUUGGUUCUUCCUUGCCUCUUCAAGGGUCUCCCAAGCAGAGUCACGGAGGUCAGAACUUUCAGUCUUUCAACAUUGGUAGCAAUGAGUAAGAAUGCAGGUGACUCCAUCAAGCCUCACAUACCCCAGCUAGUAACAGCCCUCCUUGAAGCACUCAGUGGUUUAGAACCCCAAGUCAUGAACUACAUCAGUCUUCAUGUAGGCAAUGAUAAAGAUGCACAAGAAAAGCUGGACGUUGCUCGGAUAGAUGCAAGUAAAUCAUCUCCAAUGAUGGAAACCAUUAGAAUGUGUGUGCAAUAUGUAGAUUCAAAUGUCCUCAAUGAACUAGCUCCAAGGGUCAACGACCUUAUACGAAGUGGUAUUGGCGUAGGAACCAAGGCUGGUUGCGCCAAUUUCUUGAUUCUGCUCAGUAAUCAGUGCCCCCAAGAUCUAACACCACAUGCAGGCAAGCUGUUGGCGUCCUUGCUCUCUGGCCUGAAUGAUAAGAGUAUGGCUGUAAGGAAACUCAAUGCAUCUGCAAUAGGAAAUCUUAUUAAGGUAGCCAAAGACAGUAGUGUAGAGAAGCUGAUCUUGCGUUUAAAGACAUGGUUCUUGGAGAAAGAUGAUGCGGACCUCCAUGAAGCAAUGGGAACGACCCUACUAGCUAUGGCUUGGUACAACCCUGAUAUCCUCAAGAGACAUGCUGCCGUGGCCUUACCUUUGGCCUUUCUAGCCAUGCACCAGAAGAAAGAACCUGGCAAAGAUUGCAUGUGGGAAGGAGUAUGGCUCGAUAUGACACCAGGAACAGAGGGUGGCAUCCGCCUCUACCUCUCGGAGAUCGUCACCAUCACCAAAGAUGGUCUGUCCUCAUCAUCGUGGCCUCGCAAGGCCCAGGCUGCCCGGGCCAUGGGGACCGUAGCUACCAAGCUAGGUGCCAAGCUUCAGCCCCCUCAGUUAGGGCUUCUUCUAGGGGCUUUACUUGAUGGACUACAAGGAAGGACAUGGGAUGGCAAGGACGAAUUGUUGAAGGCAAUUUCUACAGUGUGUAUAUCAUGCAAGACUGCGUUACAAACUGAGAUUGAAAACCAACCAACCAUGGAUACCGUCCUGAAUGCCCUCUUCAAGGAAAGCCGUAAGGAACGUGUGGAUUACAAGAUGGCUGCCUUAGACUGCCUUGCCUCUGUACUCCAAGCACACGAAGCAGACAGAUUCAAAGAACUAACUGAUAUCUUGUAUCCCAUCAUCAGCAAAAAGAAGUCAGAAGAUGGGAGUGAUGAGGAGGAUGUCACAGACAGAGCUCAACAGGAUGAGAAGUUAAAACUCAAAGAAUGUGCUUUCAUCAACCUUGGUCUAGCAUGGCCAUCAUCAGAAGACACUCAAGGUAGAGUCAUGAGACACCUUUUCAAAAAAGCAGAAUCUUUCAAUUUUUGUCAAGUUCUAUGUGAAGGUCUAGAGGGAAGUACUUUUAAGAUUCAGCUCGCCAUUGUCAAGUCCCUUCAUCUCUUCUUACAGAGGAUCCAUUUGCUGCAGGUGGAAAGCCUUACAGAAGAUGAACUAGCAAGACUUUCAUCAAUUUUAGAAAUGUUUUUCCCUGCAAUUUACAAAAUGUUAGGUAUUGUGAAGUAUGCUGCCAUCAGGAAAGAAUCCCUUGCUGUUCUGGAGUAUCUUAUGCCAAAAUUGGCAGAAUCAUCUCGAUUAUCAGUACUAACUUCCCAUCAGUCCAAGCUACUCCAGGAAGGCAUGUCAAAGGUCACGUCUGAUGCAGACCCAGCGGUACGAGAGAGGGCGGCAAACCUCAAGAAAUUCAUCAAAGAGAGCUUUGUCUUUGAGGAGGAAGAGGAACAAGAAGAAGAAGAUGAGGAGGAUGAAGAGGAAGUUGAUGGAGAGACUGGGAGGAAAGGAGAGGAUGGAGAAAGCGGUGGGAUGACUACGGAGUGAAGGGUCCCUCUGAUUUCAUUUCCAAGAUGGAAACGUGCUGUACCACCGACAGGAGAAUGGGUGAUAAGUGAAGGUGGAACGUGUGAUGGGAGAAGGGCAGAGGAUGCGAAGUACUUCAAGAUGGUAGAUCGGUGUUGAUGUGCAGAGAGAAACUUGACCAUGAUGGUUUGACCUGUAGGGCUGACUCUGAGUGUUUGACCUUGAGGUUAGACCUUUAGGAAGUGUCCUUGAGGGUUUGACCUUGAGAGGCUGACGAGUGUCGGCUUUGAGGGAAGACAUGUAUGAUUCGUCCUGAGGGAUUUGAUCCUUAGGUGACUUUGAGGAUUUGUCCCAAGGGUUGGACUUUGUGGUCGAGCUUGAUGUGGAUGUAGAGGGAUGGGAAGAGGCAGAGGUCUUAUCUCUCCAGAAAUGGCCAGUCCAUUGAUCAAAUUGAUCUGGCACAAGGUAAAGUUGUCUUUACAACUCAUAAGGUUUAGGAAGCCAAAGUUGGAAAGAUGGAAAGAUAAGGUGACAUAGGAGUUCCUCUAUAGAAGGCAAGAGAGAGGGAAAAUUAGAGAAACAGACAUGAAUGAAACCUUAGUAAUUCAAAAGGAAAACUAUCCUUGUGGUAAAGAGAUUAAAGUCACUUAAGGUGGCAUCACACAAACAACCAAAACCAUAUCAGUUGAAUAAACCAUGUUAAAUAUUAGGUUUGGAAUGUUUAUCAUAUAUUUACUUAUCCUUAAAGAUGAUAUGUUACAAUUUUAGUAUUAUGUCCAAAUAUUUAUCAGUUGUGAUGAAAAUUGAACCAAUUCAUUGACAUUUUCUCAUGAAGUUGGUAAUGUCUAAAUUUGUGCCUAUCAUAUCAAAACAUGAACAUGUUAAGAGAAAAUGUUGAACUUUGUAUCAUGUUACUUAAAGAUGUUAGUCCCAUCCUUUACAAAAAUUACUCUGUAUGUUAUCGUCUGGAAUUAUGUCAUAGUUUCACGAAUUUAAUGAAUUUAACUGAGGGCCCCUUUCCUAUAUCUAUAGAUAAUAAAACUCUUUAUUUUUGCUCAAUCCAAUAUACUUUUGUAAC